CUUCCAUUCUUCCAAGUAUUUUCACCUUAACAGUUAUAGAGAGAGAAUGAGAGGUUUGCCUGAGGUUUCCCAAACAAUUUUAGAGAUAGAAACAAAAUUAAGAAAUUGUUUUUCAUUUUCUUUCUCUUUAAAUAAAACUUUCCACAAAUGGGCAUGUGCUACGAAUCAAGGACAAUCCCAAUUUGCUGCGAUUCACGCCAUUCUUCUCUCCACCUUUCUAAGCUCAGUUAAUUUCUAGGUUUAAUUAAUAAUUUGAAGUAAAUCAUCAAUCAAUUAGUGUAAGAUCAAUGGGAAGAGGAAAGAUCGUGAUUAGAAGGAUCGAUAAUUCAACGAGUAGACAAGUAACAUUUUCGAAACGAAGAAAUGGAUUGUUGAAGAAAGCAAAGGAACUCGCUAUUCUUUGCGAUGCUGAAGUUGGAGUUAUGAUCUUUUCCAGUACUGGAAAACUUUAUGAUUUCUCUAAUUCCAGUAUGAAAUCUGUGAUUGAACGAUACAACAAGACGAAAGAGGAGCAUCUACAACUUGCAAAUCCCAACUCUGAGGUCAAGUUUUGGCAAAGAGAAGCAACAAUGCUACAACAACAAUUAGAAAGUUUACAAGGAAACCACAGAAAAAUGAUGGGUGAAGAGCUGUCUGGUUUAAGUGUAAAAGAUUUACAGAAUUUGGAGAGCCAACUAGAGAUGAGUUUACGAGGGGUCCGCACAAAAAAGGAAGAGCUUUUACUGAGUGAAAUACAAGAACUUAGUCGAACGGGUAAUCUCAUUCAACAAGAAAAUCUCAAAUUACACAAAAAGUUGAAUCUAGUUCGUCAAGAAAACAUGGAGCUCCAAAAGAAGCUCUAUGGAUCAAGUGAAGUAAAUGGCGCAAACAGGAGUUCUUUUCUCGCCAAUGGCACAGGGGAUGAUUCAAAUGCACCUAUAUGCCUACAGCUUUGUCAACCACAGCAAGAAGACAGAGAAACAACAGGAAGAGCAACAAAAAUAAGAAGACUAGAACUUGCCUAGUGAAGAAGAUCCAUCCGCAAUGUUCUCGCACAGCAUCAACAUAGUUUCGAAGUCCAUGGAGCUCUUCCUUUCAUAGUUGAAUAUGUGAAACAUGAAAUGUGUACGUGAUAACCAAAGGAACAAUGAUUGUUAUUGUUUACAGUGAUUAAGAAAUUAGCUAGCUAUGCAAAAUCCUUAUAAAAUGUAAUAAAGAUGCAAAUACCAAGUGGAAGUGCCAAGUAUUAUCGUAACUAUUAGUUAACAAUAUUUACUCUAGAACCUUACUCAACUAAUUCACAAACCUAAUAAUUUGGGUCUUCUGUUUCAGUAGGAAGGACUGUAAAAUACAUACAAG
Molecule: messenger RNA, 1338 nt
Organism: Amaranthus tricolor (Joseph's coat)
Lineage: Eukaryota; Viridiplantae; Streptophyta; Magnoliopsida; Caryophyllales; Amaranthaceae
Product: MADS-box transcription factor 23-like
Exons: 9
Coding region: 288-1004 (238 amino acids)
Biological process (GO): positive regulation of transcription by RNA polymerase II
Cellular component (GO): nucleus
Molecular function (GO): DNA-binding transcription factor activity, RNA polymerase II-specific; protein dimerization activity; RNA polymerase II cis-regulatory region sequence-specific DNA binding
Source: RefSeq, a predicted model, not a curated record